GACAAACACGUUGUGUUGCUCUGAUAACAAUUUAAAAUAUUUGUUAUAGCUUUUAUCAAAAUGUUUUGGCGAGUUGUAGUUUUCGUUGUUAACGCUUGGUUUUGAAUGCAGUGUGUGAAAAUUAUUCAGAUUAUUUGGUUUUAUUUUUGUGGCUGCCUGUGAGCACUCUGAUUGUUACAGAUUUUGAAAAUGGAAACAAGAAGGAACCAAUUAAUAACGUUUCACCCGGACACGCUACACGCUGUAAGAACAGCGUGCGAAUUGGAAACCCCGGGAAGGAUGGACGAAGCUAUCGAUCUGCUGCAGGAAUGGACACUGAAGCAACCGCAUUUUGUUAAGAAGAUGUACCCUCGAAUAUAUUUAGAAGCGAUAUUAAUUUCAACAAAAGGUUCAGUAGAAAUAGCUAAGAGACGGAUUGACAAAAUGUGCACUAUGAGGACGUUUUCACCACAAUUGUUUGACAAGACCGACGCAAAAAAGGACUUAAUGGAACUACAUGAUAUCAUAAAGACGGUAAAUUUACCAAAACUAACGGAGGACCACUACAGAAUAUCCUUAAUAAAACCAACUGGUAAACCAAUGCCGCUACAUUAUAAUCAUUUGGAUUUCUUUAAGUUUUCUAUAAUUUUAGCUGAACAUAUUAAACUGUACGACUACUGUCAAGGAUUCGUAAUUGUUAUGGACCACAGAGAUGCAAGUAUCAUGGAUUUUGCGACGAAAACAAAUCUUUUUGAGUUACAAAACAUUAUAUCACUUUUAACGGAAGGAUAUGGAAUCAGAAUGAAAGGCCUUCACAUCCUCUCUCCAUCUAAGUUUGUCGAUACACUAGUAGCUAUCUUCAAACAGGUGUUCAGCGCGAAGUUGGCAAGCCGCAUUCAUGUUCAUAAAAAAGUCGAAACUUUGUAUGAAUACCUGCCAAAAACUUUGUUACCUAAAGAUUUGGGAGGAGAUGAAAGAUCAAUUUCUACGCUAUACGAUGAAUGGCUACAAGAGCUGUCUACUGAAGACCACAUCAACUAUAUGAGAAUGAUGAGAGAAGCAUGCACGGAUGAGAAACUCAGACUCAAAGAUCACUUUGACGAGAACAUCGGUCUCUCUGGAACCUUUAGGGCACUAGCAUUUGAUUAACAUUUGAGAAUAUUUCAUUUAAAACACACAAUGGAAUAAAAUUUCAUACGAAUACCGUAAAUCAUGGCGAUGAAUAGGGCACGUCGCAUGCUACGCAGAACAGACAACCUGUCCAAGCAGGGUAUGCAACAGCAACUAACAAGGAUGCAAGGGUAGCAACAGGCAGUAGAUGGUCGGGACGACCUUGGGCCCACGAAGAGGCGAUCAGUAAAGGAGACUAGCGCUAGUGGAAUAGGCUGGAAAGGGCUAGAAUCAGUGAGAGAUAAUAGGAUCACAUCAUCAUACAUACAUACAUCAUACAUAGUACAUAUAAUCACGCCUGUGUCCCGUAAAGAGGUAGGCAGAGCACAUGAACUAAGUUUCAGUGCUACUCUUGGAAAAAAGGGGUUGAAAUAAACCCAAAUUGUGACAUUGGAGUGACAGGUUGCCAGCCUCUCGCCUACGCCACAAUCCUAGGGUCCGACUGAAAACUAGCGUUGCAGUAAAAAUUACUGCAACAUUAUGCUGAGUCGCGGCCCUUUUUAAUAUCCAUGUUUGACCUAAUUAUUUUAAUUUUAACAUUGUAAUAUUGUGAUAUUAAAUAAAGCCAUUCUAUGUCUAUGUCUAUGUCUUAACCCAAAUCCCACAGUCGACACAUCAUUAUCAUCGCUGUAAAUUUCAUUUGUAAACAUGAUGUAACGACGGUAACUCUGUAUGAGAGUUUGAUCAGCGCGAUCAUCUGGACGUAUUGGAAAUAAAACUUAUUAAAACAUAGGUACUCAUUCGAAAACGAAGCGUAUCGUUUUAAAUUAUAUGAAAAUUAGAUGGUCAGUGUGUUAUGAAAAAAAACAUUCGUUUCCUUCCAUGACAUUUCGAGUAAAGACAAGUAUUAUUGCGAUAUUUUUUAAAGAUUUUUUUUGUAAGAUUUGAAUUAUAAAGUACCUACUCGUUGUUAGUCAGCGGAAAAACAAACUCAACCAAAGUGUCAGUCAGGAAAAUAAUCAGUUCUCCCUUGCAGGUCCUUCUUAACCCCAGAAGUUGUUUAUUGUUUAGUAAAAAGCAAUGCGGAUUUGCAGAUAACACAAUUAUUAGAUAUGUUACUUAAAAAUAUUACAGAUUAACUUUUA
Messenger RNA from Leguminivora glycinivorella, 2234 nucleotides. Its product is annotated as alpha-tocopherol transfer protein-like. Gene Ontology annotation, cellular component: membrane. The coding region runs from base 190 to 1128 and encodes 312 amino acids. The record is from RefSeq and is a predicted model, not a curated record. Gene Ontology annotation, molecular function: phosphatidylinositol bisphosphate binding. NCBI's taxonomy places the organism in Eukaryota, Metazoa, Arthropoda, Insecta, Lepidoptera, Tortricidae. The transcript has 7 exons.